Messenger RNA from Balaenoptera ricei (Rice's whale), 1180 nucleotides. It is a transcript of the gene LSM10, whose product is annotated as LSM10, U7 small nuclear RNA associated. Gene Ontology annotation, cellular component: nuclear body; cytoplasmic U snRNP body. Bases 457 to 828 code for a protein of 123 amino acids. The transcript is spliced from 3 exons. The record is from RefSeq and is a predicted model, not a curated record. Gene Ontology annotation, biological process: mRNA 3'-end processing by stem-loop binding and cleavage. Lineage: Eukaryota; Metazoa; Chordata; Mammalia; Artiodactyla; Balaenopteridae. Gene Ontology annotation, molecular function: U7 snRNA binding; histone pre-mRNA DCP binding.
CCGCGGGGUCGUGGGCCCUGCGCGCUGCCGCGCUCUCGAUAGUCCGGGAGGGCAGAGCGGCCCCUCGGUUGCCAUGGCUUCUCACUUCGGCCGCGGGAGAGGAGCAGGCCGGCUAGGCGCGCGCUAGUUUCGGCGGCGACGCGCAGCGGGACAGCGGAAGGAACGCGCGCGUUGUGUCCGGGAGCCAGGGGCGGAACGCUGGGGAGCCAGGAGCCGCGGAGGCGGAGGGAGCGGGGCCAGCGUUUUCCUCCCGAUUGCUGAGCGUAGCUCCUCACCCAAGCCCACUCCCACGCUCUUGAGGGUUCAGAACCACUGGUGUGGGGUUUGGAGUCAGGCAGCGAUGGAUUUGAAUCCCAGCACCUCCGCUUAUCACCUGUGUGACCUUGGGCAAGUGACUUAACCUCUCCCGGCCAUAUUUUCAUCAUUUAUAAAAGCGAGCAGCCGCAGUGUGGAAGAAUGGCAGUGAGCCACUCAGUGAAGGAGCGGACCAUCUCCGAGAACAGCCUGAUCAUCCUGCUGCAGGGCCUCCAGGGCCAGGUCACCACCGUGGACCUGCGGGAUGAGAGCAUGGCCCGCGGACGCAUAGACAACGUUGAUGCUUUCAUGAACAUCCGCCUGGCCCAGGUCACCUACACGGACCGUUGGGGGCAUCAGGUCGAGCUGGAUGACCUCUUUGUGACAGGCCGGAAUGUCCGUUACGUCCACAUCCCCGAUGAUGUGAACAUCACUGCGACCAUCGAGCAGCAGCUGCAGGUCAUCCAUCGGGUGCGCAACUUUGGCAGCAAGGGGAAAGGCCGGCGGGAAUUUCCCUCCAAAAACUAUAAGUGAGCCUGUCCCCUCAGCCAGCCCUGGUCCCCACUCAGGUUCCUCCAGAGUUCUACUGAGCCAAAGCCUGCUCUCCCUCCCCGCCCAGAACCUGGGAAGGGAGCAGGGCCAGCCCAGAAGCUGGUGUCUGACAGACAUCACCUGUCACAGCUGCCUUUCACAGGGUCCCACCUCCCAGACUCACCCUGGGACCCAGAAUUCUAGUUAUCUGUCUGUGGCCUUGGGGUAGAUGACAGUCCCCCCUUUGGAUCAUUAUUUAUCUGAAUCUCUGAUUUACUGGUUUAGGGAAUGUGUCAAAUAGUUUUCAACCCUCUCCCAGUGAGGAUUAUUAAAUGUGCUUGGCCUGAGCAUCCCA